This is a messenger RNA of Periophthalmus magnuspinnatus, 1817 nucleotides long. Its product is annotated as phosphatidylinositol transfer protein beta isoform-like. Gene Ontology annotation, cellular component: cytoplasm. Gene Ontology annotation, biological process: phospholipid transport. Gene Ontology annotation, molecular function: phosphatidylinositol transfer activity; phosphatidylinositol binding; phosphatidylcholine binding. The record is from RefSeq and is a predicted model, not a curated record. The transcript has 11 exons. NCBI's taxonomy places the organism in Eukaryota, Metazoa, Chordata, Actinopteri, Gobiiformes, Gobiidae. Bases 105 to 911 code for a protein of 268 amino acids.
AGGAGCAGUGUGAGGCGGCGAGCGUACGGCGGUCUGCUCUGUACACACUUUUACGGAGUUUUCUUACUUUUUAUGCUGCUCUUUCGGACGACUCCACAGCCGACAUGCUUAACUAUGAGUACCGGAUCAUUCUGCCCAUUUCAGUGGAAGAGUACCAAGUUGCACAGCUGUACGCCGUAGCAGAGGCCAGUAAAGGAGAGACCGGAGGAGGGGAGGGGGUGGAGGUCCUGAAAAAUGAGCCCUACAAAGAUGGAGAUGAGGAGGGACAAUACACCCACAAAAUCUACCACCUACAGAGUAAAGUCCCUGGUUGGAUCAGAGCUCUGGCGCCUAAAGGCUCUUUAGAGAUCCAUGAAAAGGCCUGGAACGCAUAUCCUUAUUGUAGAACAGUCCUAACGAAUCCGUACAUGGGGGAGCGCUUUUCAAUUGAGAUCAUCACGUGGCACAAACCUGAUAUGGGCACCAUAGAGAAUGUCCACGGUUUAAGCGAAGCAGAAUGGAAAAAAUGUCAAGUUGUUAAUAUUGACAUCGCUGCUGAUUUAGAUGAACCUAAGGACUACAAAGAGGAAGAAGAUCCAACAAAGUUUAAAUCGGUAAAAACAGGAAGAGGACCACUGUUGGCUGGCUGGCAAAAAGCUCUGGAGGCUGACCCAAACACACCCCACAUGUGUGCAUACAAACUGGUCAAAGCAGAGUUCAAAAUGUUUGUCCUUCAAUCCAAAGUACAGAACACUAUUCAGAACAUGGAGAAGAGGCUGUUCACAAACUUCCACAGAAAACUCUUCUGCUCCAUGGACCGCUGGCACGGCAUGACCAUGAACGACAUCCGAGAGAUGGAGGAAAAGACCAAGACCGAGCUCGAUGAGCUGAGGAUAAAGGGAGCUGUUCAGGGCACAAAAGCUGAAAAAUAACUCCAACUUCACUCACAGUUCUCUCAACUCUCCCCUCAACCACCAUUGGACCGGUAGACCGGUAGACAACACCAAAGUGCUACUGGCUAACAGACCUUGCCUUUUAUAGUGUAAUUGUGUAUUUUUGCACUGCAAAUGCAACCUCAGUAACUAAUCAAACUAUUUACCAUCAACAUCAGUGUAGUAGUCAGGGAGUAUCACUGUUAGAGGCACUGUACCAGAUUUUUGCUGUCUUAAAAAACGUGAAAAACUGAACUUACCUUAUGCAUUCCAAUCAUCCUAAUUCACCGUGAUGAGUUUAUUAGCACUUUUCACAACUUUCAGAGACCAGAGCGGAGUUUUGCAGUCACAGUAAAAGUUAAAAGCUAGCAUGAUAAUAGUGUACAUUCUUGUGUAAUAAAACACUUUCUAAUUGGAUGAAGAUGCACACGGCAAACUUGUAUAAUAUAUUUGUCUUUUGCCUAAAAAUAUAUUAAAUAAAAUAAGGUACAGGGCCUUUUAACUGUUGAAAUUAUUCUUUUUAUUGUCUUUUUCUUGAAUUUAUUGAUGUAUAAGGUUUACAAUACAGAGCAGUCUCAAUCAGAAGCUGAAUGCAGUUGGAUGAAGAAUAAGUUCUCUGUAAAGUCAACCAGCAGUUAUAUUAGUUUCAACUUGAAAGCUUGAUGUUGAGUUGUGAUUGUUUAAAAAUGCAAAAUGUAUUUUAUGUUUGUAUUUAAUUCAAUUCUGGUGGUUUUAUUUUGAUCUACAAUAAUGUGUUGUAUACGUCUAUAUCCAUGAUAAUUCUGUUCAAAUACACCUCUAAAUGAAUUAUUUGAGUUUGAGCUAGUGAAUGGCAUCUCCCAAACUCAGUGUUCUUGUUCACAGAAAAUAUCCAAAGCAUUUUGGUGCCUUGGAAAUAAAACCUUA